CACGCACGUUUCUGGCCUUUCUCUAUAUUUCAACAUCAUUUGAAUAUCCAAGGUAAUUGAAGUUUAUAAAUGGUGGAAAUAUACUGAGUUUGAGUUAAUUCUGCUUUUGGUCUGGAAAUUUUGCGCGAAGAUGGAAUAUACGGAUUUUCACAACGGAAGAAUAGUUAAAAGGAGAACAAUGGAGGCACAAGGUGGUGCAGAAGUGAGGCGACUUCACAUCCUAUACUUUUUAAGUCGAAAGGGUCGGAACGAACAUCCUCAUCUCAUUCGAAUCCAUCAUCUCUCCAAUAAUGGUGUUCGAUUGAGAGACAUCAAGAGAUGGUUGGGAGAAUUGCGAGGAAAAGACAUGCCAGAAUCAUUUGCUUGGUCUUACAAGAGGACAUACAAGACAGGCUAUGUAUGGCAAGACAUACUAGAUGAUGACCUACUUACUCCAAUCUCAGACAAUGAAUAUGUCCUCAAAGGUUCUGAGAUUUCCUCCACUAAUCACAACAUAGGUAAAACAAAACUCUUACUCACUUUUUCUCACAAGGAGCAGACAAGAGCUCAAGAAUCAGCAAACCAUAGUGAAAGAGCAUCAUCCAACAUCCAUUCAUCAGACAGCUUCAAUGAUGUCUCAUCAAAAACACCAAGCUUUGGAUCAGAAACAUCCUCUUCAACAGAUGAUUCACUACGAAAACACACACUAGACGAGACGAGUUCAGACAGAUUUAACCAGGAGUCCGUGUCGAACGAGAAGAAGAGGAAGACUAACAAGCUUGAGAUCAUCAACGCCAAGAGUAGUGUCAGUAAAACAGCUGAUAAACCACCCCAUCACAGAAAGACCCAUUCUAGUGGUAUGUUCCGGAGUUUCAUAAGCUGCGGUGGCGUAGAUACAAAUGACUCGGUUGUGCUGAUGGCAAGCAAGCGGUAUAAGCCAUUCUUGAAGACGUGCUCGGGCAACUCAGCAGAUGGGGUGAGGGACCCUGCACGGGAGAAGGGAGGAAGCAGAGUGCCUCGUGCUGCUUGGCCACUCUAUGGACCCAACUGCUCGCAAUGUGGGAAGACAUUUAAACCAGAGAAACUGCAUUCUCAUAUGAACUCCUGCAAGGGGAUGAAAGCCUUGACCAAGGCUUCUUCUGCUACUGAGAAUAUAUCCAGAAAAGAGGACUCGGUUUCUCAAUAUUUACUUACUCAAAAUUGUUAGAACCGCUUCACUACAAUGUUCAUUCUUCUAGGAAUCAUUUGUGCUCAACACAACUUUCAA
Messenger RNA from Salvia miltiorrhiza (redroot sage), 1246 nucleotides. Its product is annotated as protein SOSEKI 1-like. Bases 131 to 1186 code for a protein of 351 amino acids. NCBI's taxonomy places the organism in Eukaryota, Viridiplantae, Streptophyta, Magnoliopsida, Lamiales, Lamiaceae. The record is from RefSeq and is a predicted model, not a curated record. The transcript has 7 exons.